Messenger RNA from Ostrea edulis (European flat oyster), 3497 nucleotides. Its product is annotated as cell death-inducing p53-target protein 1-like. Lineage: Eukaryota; Metazoa; Mollusca; Bivalvia; Ostreida; Ostreidae. The record is from RefSeq and is a predicted model, not a curated record. The transcript has 8 exons. The coding region runs from base 1360 to 1839 and encodes 159 amino acids. Gene Ontology annotation, molecular function: zinc ion binding.
CUGCAACGAAUACAUUGUAUUGUUGGUAAUAAUAGUAUUCUCUUUAGAGAAGUCGAGAGGCAUAACCUUCAUCGACUUCUCUUCGAAAGCGUUCAUGUUUUGAUUCUGGAAAACGUGUAAAUGCUGGAGUCGGUGAUGGUUUGUACUUCGACUGACGUUUCGACUCAGAUGUGCCUGGAUUUACGCAAUAGACAAGUUUUUUUCAAACAUUUAGCAGCAAUGCACAAAACCGUCACAAGGAAAUCAAAACUUACUUGCUUUUAAUCAAUUUCAACAUGCCCCUGUCCCGGGUUUAAAUCACAACUCUGAUUACGUAAGCCUGCUUUUCUCUUAACUGGCCCCCUAUUGUGACAGCUCCCAAGACCAGUUAACGUAAACCCGGGACAGGAGACAUGUUGAAAAUGGAUAAAAAUUCUAAAAAUUGAAAUUUCAAUAUUUCAGUGUCCGAUAUAAAAAGAUUGAUGGCCCCCCUCGUCAUUCUGCAGCUGAAAAUAGCCUUCAAACUGUAAACAUGUGAUGAUUUGUUACUGCCAGUACACACAUAUUCUUUUAUCUUUCACAAUUUAAAAUUUUCUGUGAAAAGCAAAUUAAUUUUCAACGCUAUCCAUCGUUGAGCUACGUUUCGUAAAUUCUUUGUUUAUUAUAUAAAAGUCAUUGUCCCAUCAUUUUGUCCACACAAUUGAUAUAAAAUUUCUUCAAAAUCUGCUAUCUAGCCUUUUACUGUUGAGUAGGCCUAGUCUUUUAAAAAUUCUUGCGGCAUUUUUGUGUUCACUUUCUAUUGUUUUCUCGAGCGAGACAUUUUACACAAACGUUAACUAAUUUGACAUCACACUAAGGGCUGCUACUCUAAUCUAAAACUAACUUUCUAUAACAGUACUGAGUAGAUGAGGUCCUCAACAGGGAUCUGUAUGAUUUACAACAUAAAUGAUUGAUAAAAACAUGUUUGAUUCGGUUAUUAUUCCUCCACAUUGCCGACUAUAAGUUUUACCGGCCAGGCACAGUGAUAUGGACGGCAACCAUGUGGUACAAUCAGAUUAAUGAAAAAGCGACAUUUUAGUCUGAAGGAAAAUAAAUGAAUUUGUUCAGUUUCCAUAGUUUUGGGCUUAUUGUCAUUUUGAUUUAAUGUGAUUAAUAUACAUGUAUGUUAUAACGAUGUGACUGUUGGACCAAGGGAAACAUGAAAUGAAUGGUCAUUGUCGUGUCUCAAGCAGGUUUUUUUAAGGUCUUGAUUUCAAGGACCUGGACCUUUUCCAUUGGGAAAAACAGUGACAUUUGCUUGAAAUUGGAGAAAUGUUUCAUACAAAGAAAUAGGGAGAAAACCAAUCCAGAGUGCAUUAAGGUUAACAGUUCAAAAUCAACAUGACUGAUGCACCACCUCCACCCUACCCUGGAAACCCCACAAAAGGACCAGAACCUGGCUACCCUCCACCUGGUCAGGCACCCCCAAUGCAAGGAUAUGGCCAACCUUAUGGACAACCUCAGCAAGGAGCGUACCCACAGCAGCCAUAUGGACAGCCAGCAUAUGGACAAUACCCAGGCUAUGGCCAGCCAGCACAAUAUGGUCAGACAACAGUUGUUGUGGCUCAGCCGGCCUUGACCAUGGUCCAGCAGUUCCGUGAGACACCGGUUCACACCAAAUGCCCCCACUGUCAGGCUGAGAUAGUCACUGCCACAUCAUACGAAACGGGAACAUUUGCUUGGAUCAUAUGUCUGGUUCUAUGCCUGGUUGGCUGCGACUUGGGAUGUUGUCUGAUCCCAUUCUGCGUUGAUGGCUGCAAAGACGUGACCCACACCUGUCCCAAUUGUCGCCAGGUUGUUGGCAAAUACAACCGGAUGUAACUGGUCUCUUGUCAACAAGGUUAAAGAAAUGUCGGCUGAAGAAGUAAAAAAAAUGCAGAGCUGACCAAGACUCUUUUUUAAACAUACUGUUAUUGUUUUAAGAUCAUUUUUGUUGUUGUGUAGCUUUGGUUUCGAAAAUGUGUUACGGUUAAAAUGAGACUAUAUAGUGUUUGUUUAUUCAUUAUUUUAAAAUUGUAUUUGUACACUUUAUGAAAAUGGUUGUAGAAAUUCAGAAAAGUCAUUUCCAAUAUGAUGGAGUUAUUUAAAUUCGUGGUGUAAUAUGGUUGAUGUUUCAUGUGCACUUAAUUUCGUGGGUUAUCUACAGACACAAAUCACAUGAUAUUCAUUGAUUGCCACAUACUUCAAAAUUUCUUGUGCUUGAAAUUUAUUGUAAUUCAAGAGCAACCACCUAGGUAACAAAUUGAACCUAAAAUCCGUUUAGAUUUAAUACCUGGGCAUUUUGAGUAUAAAUUAUUGCACUGGGUCACUUAAACGUUUGUGUUAUCCACAGUGACACUUUGCUUUAAAAUGUACAAUACAGAAGUGCCUGGAUUCAUGUAUUUGUGACCAAUUCUUACAGCUACAUUCUGUUUGACAAACCAGUAUACACAUAUAUAUAGACAGUAUAAUUUUCAACUACUUUCUCUUUUGAAUAAGUUUAUUGUUUGCCAAUUUUUUUCACAGCAAAAAAUAAUCUCAGAAUCUUCAUAUUACAUGUUAGGUAGCAAUCUUCCUCUUGGCUACAUAAGACAUUUCGCCUAUAUCCCAAGCUAAUCGGUGAAUGAAAUCAGUCAUACCAGAAAAAAUAAACACGGGUCUUUUUGAACUGCUAAGCUUCACGGAAUUUAAUACAUGUUGCGAUAAUUUCGAAUUAUUCAAAUGAAUUUUCCAUUGAAUGAUAAUUACAUUUUUGCACACUGUAUAUCUCUUUGCUUUUGUCUUUAAGGAUAUUGUUAUAUAUACAAUAGUAACCAAGCACUCGUGUAGAUUAGUGGAUUCAUAACUUAAUUUUGGCAUUUAUUUCAUUUUGUAUACUUUGAAUUUUAUCCACUUGUUUUAAACCUUAUUUUUGCUUAUCUUAGCCAGAGUAUGAAAUAUUACAGAAUUUUCUCUUUAUAUAUACGUAGCAUUGAAUGUUUCUCUUCAGUGUAUAAGUGAAUUAAAUUUUAUUUCACGUAUGAACCAGAAAUCAGUAGAUGUACUCGAAUGAUUAGUCUAGUGUCAGUAAUGAGUCAAAACUUUGAUGUUCUUUCAAGGUCCAACAUCAUUCGAACUCUAUAAUGAGUGGAAAAUUUAAAAAUAAUGUUUAUGGAACAACCUAAAAGAAGAAAGAAAGCUGCGCUCAAUUUCGUUGUAGACGAUGGCAUUCUUCUCAUCUAUUAAUAUCAUCUCUCUGGUAUAUAUAUUAAGAUUUUAGAUCUGUACUGUAAGAAAUCUCAAGUCCUGUUUAGUGAUUCGUGUGUUUUGAUAUGCAUGUAUUUACUUAAACUGAUUUAAAAGUAAUUGAUAUUGACUCCAAGCAUUGUAAUCUCUUUCAUGGGGUAUUAUGACAAAUUAUUUUAUUCUCUAUGAAGUGUUUAUCUUUCAUUUAUAUAUAUAUAUAUGUACGAUAAAUUGUAUAUACAUGUAUAACAUUUUAAUUAAAUGUGCAUUUGAAA